ACAAAGUCUCCUCUUUACUUUUCGUAUCCCAUAUAUCAAACACACAUUAGUUGCGUAAAUAUAUAUGGGGAACCGAAACAAAUCGAAUAUGCUGUCCAUUAUUAUGAUAAUCGUGCUGCUUUUGGAAUCGGCUUGUGGAUUUAUUAUCACAGUGGAUGCCCAUGAGACGAUGUGCUUCUACGACCACGCAAAUGUCAGUGAUAAGGUUACCAUAUCCUUUGAGGUGAUGGAGGGUGGCUUCAAGGAUGUGGGAGUUGAGAUUUCGGGACCUGAAGACGAUUGGCUUCACCACUCCGAACAGGAAACCUUGGGCAGCUUCACCUUCACGGCCUUGAAGGAUGGCCAAUACCAACUGUGCUUCAACAACGAGAUGUCCACACUGACUCCAAAGGUUCUCAUGUUCCAGUUUCACAUUGCCAGGGCUCUCGAAUACUACUCGGAUCCUUCGAAUCGCAAGGACGAUGUCCUCGAACAGGCGAAGGUUCAGGGAAUGGUCAACCAACUAUCCGCCGAAUUGGGAGCCGUGAAAAUCGAGCAGGAGUACAUGCACUUCCGAUAUCGUGGCCAUAUCCAUGUUAGCGACACGGUUCACUUUCGGGUUAUAGCUUGGUCUGUCUUUGGACCCAUGAUGCUCCUCAUUACUGCCUUAUUGGAGGUGUACUACCUAAGGCACUUCUUCGAGAUCAGGAAAGUGGUUUAAUUCAUGAAUCAAUAAUUAGUAAUGCUGAUAUAGAAUCAAAAUCAAACCUCUUGUCUGACAGUUUAAUUACCUUUGAUAUGAAUAAAAGCAAAACCUAAUCGCUGAA
Drosophila ficusphila is the source of this 806-nucleotide messenger RNA. Its product is annotated as transmembrane emp24 domain-containing protein 2. Bases 65 to 700 code for a protein of 211 amino acids. Gene Ontology annotation, biological process: intracellular protein transport; Golgi organization; endoplasmic reticulum to Golgi vesicle-mediated transport. Gene Ontology annotation, cellular component: Golgi apparatus; endoplasmic reticulum-Golgi intermediate compartment; COPII-coated ER to Golgi transport vesicle. The record is from RefSeq and is a predicted model, not a curated record. The transcript has a single exon. NCBI's taxonomy places the organism in Eukaryota, Metazoa, Arthropoda, Insecta, Diptera, Drosophilidae.